AUGGCCGACUCGGGCAAUAUCAAAGUCGUGGUGCGAUGUCGUCCCAUGAACACCAGAGAGAAGAACCGGGGCGCUUCCAAUCUUGUCGAAUUCGUUGACCAACACCAGCUCGUGCUCCAACCACCAUCAAAUGAGGCCGACAGCAAGGACAACAGCAAGGCCACCAAGAAGAAGACAAUGCCCUUCUCCUUCGACCGCGCCUAUGACGAAAACACCGAGCAGGACACCCUCUUCCAGUACAUCGGUGUCGAGCUCCUCGAACACGCCUUCAACGGCUUCAACACCUGUGUCUUUGCCUACGGUCAGACCGGCUCCGGCAAGUCCCACUCCAUGGUUGGCUAUGCGGAAGAGAAAGGUCUUAUCCCGCUCACCUGCUCUCGCCUCUUCGACGACAUCCGCGACAAGACUGCCGCCGAUCCCAACCUCAAAAUCACCGUAGAGGUCAGCUACAUUGAGAUUUACAACGAAAAGGUGCGUGAUCUGCUCAACCCCAGGAACAAGGGCAACCUCAAAGUCAGGGAGCACCCGAGCUUGGGUCCCUACGUUGAAGAUCUCAGCAAGCUCGUCGUCAGCAGCUUCCGAGAUGUAGAGAGCCUCCAGGACGAAGGCAACAAGGCCAGAACCGUAGCUGCCACCAACAUGAACGAGACCAGUUCCCGAUCGCACGCCGUCUUUACGCUCGUGCUCACACAGAAGCGAUUCGAUGUCGAGACAAAGCUCGAGGCUGAAAAGGUGUCGCGCAUCUCGCUCGUCGACUUGGCAGGCUCGGAGCGUGCCAACUCCACGGGUGCUACCGGCGCUCGUCUCAAGGAAGGUGCCAACAUCAACCGCUCGCUUACCACACUCGGCAAAGUCAUUGCCGCUCUCGCCGCUGCCAGCUCCGCCGCCGACCCGCCCAAAGGCGCCAAGAAACUCAAAGCCGCCAGCCUCGACAGCUUUGUCCCCUACCGAGACUCAGUCCUCACCUGGCUGCUCAAGGACAGUCUCGGUGGCAACUCCAAAACUGCCAUGAUCGCCGCCAUCUCGCCGGCUGACUACGAGGAGACGCUCAGCACACUACGCUAUGCGGACCAGGCCAAGAAGAUCAAGAACAAAGCCGUCGUCAAUGAAGAUCCCAACGCAAAGCUCAUCCGCGAGCUCAAAGAAGAGCUCGAGCUGCUUCGUACCCGCGUUGCCGGUGGAGGCGGCAUCGAAGGUGAGAGCAGCUGGGACCCAUCAAUACCGCCCGAGAAGCAGGUGGUGCGCUACCAGACAAGGACCGGCGAGAUCAAGACCGUCACCAAGGCUGAACUGCAAGAACAGCUCGAGCAGAGCGAAAAGAUCAUGAGCAGUCUCAACGAAAGCUGGGAAGAGAAGCUCGCAAAGACGCAAGAGAUCCAAAAGCAACGAGAAAAGGCGUUGGAAGAGUUAGGGAUUUCCGUCGACAAGGGCAACGUCGGCGUGCAUACGCCCAAGAAGCUGCCGCAUCUCGUCAAUCUCAACGAGGACCCGCUCAUGUCCGAGUGUCUCAUCUACCAAAUCAAGCCCGGCCAGACGCUUGUCGGCAACCUCGAAAGUGGAGCAGAUGUCCACAUCAAGCUCAGCGGCACCAACAUCCAGGCCAAACACUGCAUGUUCGAACAUCAAGACGGCGUGGUCACCGUCACCGCCAUGGCGGACAGCAUGACUAUGGUCAACGGCAAGCGUCUUACCCCCGACGAGCCCAAGAGGUUGCGAUCCGGUUACAGAGUCAUUCUGGGCGACUUUCACGUCUUCCGCUUCAACCAUCCCGAAGAGGUGCGCAAGGCCAGAGAUCGUGUGCGUUCCACCUUGGCGCUCUCCACGGGCGAGUCGCACAACGAGACGCUCGUCGAUGGCGAUCUGCCUUCCACACGGCCCGACUCGCCUGCCUCGGGUGACGUCGAUUGGACCUAUGCUCGCAGGGAGUACGCUAUGUCCAAGCUCAAUGGACAAAACGUCAAUUUCGACAAUCUCAAUGAGGAGGAUCUCGAGAAGCUCUUUGAGGACAUAUCGCGCGCUCGGUCCAAAAAAUCAAUGGGAAGCGUCUUGGGAAGGCCCGAGAGCAGAGCCAGUCUGUUUGACGACAAUGCCAGCGAGUCGGCCAGCUCUGUGGUCAGGCCGUAUUCAUACGGUGCCAUGACCGACGAUACGAGCAUCGAUCCGUGGAGCCAGGCCGGCAGCGAGAUGGGUUCCAUGCGGUUUGGUGCGGGCACGCCGUUGAAGGAAAAUGCGUACAGCAAUGCCGGUGCUGCCUCUCCGGCUGUAGUAGCCAGUCAUCGAGAGACCGAAUCGUUGCGGGCAAAGGUGCGCGAGUACGAGGAAAAGAUCACGCGAAUGACCACCGGCUCUCCAGGUAUCGGCUCGCCGAGACUGGGCGAUGGGCCGGUCGAGUACAGCGACUCGCUCAAGGUGCUGCUACGCAAAGCGCUUGCCAAGUGGAAAGGCCAUACCAAGGUGUCGAUGGCGGAAGACGCGCUGUCCAAAGCGGUGCUCGUCAAAGAGGCCAACGUGAUCAGCAAGGAACUCGACAAGCGCGUCACGUAUCAAUAUACGGUGGUCGACGAGUUCCCCCUCGCUGUCCCUACCUCGGGUGUCGAAGCCAUCGCUGGGCUGACCGAAUUCGACGACGUUUCGGACCCUGAUCUGGCUUCAUGUGCAAAGCCGUGCAUGGGUAUCAAGGUACUUGACUAUGUGCACUCGACGUGCUACGUCUGGUCGAUGCCCAAAUUUGAACAGCGUCUGCAAAAGAUGCGCAACCUGUACACAUUUGUCGACAAGCCCGAGUACUCGCGCCAUUUCAACUGGUCCGAUCCAUUCUACGAGGCGCCGCAUCCGACCUACGCCUUCGUCGCAAGCACGCUGGUCCCGCUGCAUCCGCUGUCCAGGCAGAUGUCGACCAAGUACAGACUGCCGUUGCACGAUCGGCAUACAGCACAACAGAUUGGUUCUUGCUCCGUGUCGCUCAAGUUUGUCAGUCUGGCGCCGGUACCCGUGAACGGUAGGGGUGGUGCGAGUCUGUCGGCGCCCAGCGGGUCCAGCUCGCGUAGGCCCAGCUCGCCCACGCCUUCCUCUUCCACUAAUGGAAACGGCAGCGCGACAGAUUUGCCAGUGGGCCAAAAAUUGGGCUUUCAGAUCUUGGUUGAUUCGAUCUCAGGCAUCUCGAGAGAAGAUUUUGCCAGCAUUCACUUGCAAGUCAAGCUCAGCUCGUUUGCGGGCAACGAGCUCGGGAAGGACGAAAUCUACACGUCGGUGCCCGUGGAUCUGCUCAGCGAAGACUCGGUGACCGAGGUGCGCUUGCGCAGAACCAUGUCGUUUGUGCUGACGCCCGAAUCGAUUCAGUGGCUGCGCACCGGCUUGGCGCCGAUCGAGCUGUACGCGAAAGUGACACGGCAGUAUCUUGUGGCGCUGGAGGAGCACGACAAUGCGAGGGAGAGUGACGGUCAGCAGGCGUCUGGAUUUGCGCCGCUGCAUGCGAUCAAUGGGUCGGAGGAAGGAGUGGUUGGCUCUGGCUCUACGCGUGGGGAGCACCCGACCAUGUCAAAUACGAUAAAGGAGCGAUUGUCGGAGAACGAGAUGCGCGGCGAGGAGCGACAUCAUAUUCUGGCGUCGGUGCAGAUCUGCGAACUCGACGCUUCGGGCGAGUACAUGCCUGUACCCGUGCGAGCUCAGUCUGCGCUCGAUCCGGGCUCUUUCUUCCUUAGGCAAGGCUUGCAGCGCAAACUAGUGGUGCAGCUGGCGCACGAUUCAGGACGACAAUUUUUGUGGAGCACAGUGACCAAGUUGGAGCUCGGCGAUGUCCGACUGCUGGACGCGCGAGGCAGACUUCACGGUGGUAAAGCGUCGGAUACGGUUCAGCUCAAGGUGCCGGCCAAGCAGCAGACGCUCGAUUUCCGCAACAACGGUACGAGCGAGUUGGGCCUCUGGGCUUGGUGGGACAGCAGCGUGCACGAUAGUCUGCACCUCAACCGCACCACGGCGAGCGGACACCGCGUGCUGAUGCGCUUGACGUUCCAGGUCGAAGUGGACCGAUGUGCUGCGCCAGUCAGCUUUUCGAUGGAUCUGGCUGUGUCGAUCAACGCACGCGAUGCGAAACCCCCGGGAAGGCUGAUGAGCUUCAUCGAGUCUGCAACGAGCGGGGCGCGGACGCUGACCAAGACGAGCGCGAUCUUCAGCGUCAAGCUCGUGCCGCCCAUGACGAAGAAGACGGCGGACCUGUGGAGGUUGGAUACGGCCAAGAAGUAUGUGCGCGGCCAGGAGGCGCUCAAGGGGUGGAAGGCGAGGGGGGUGAGUCUGGUGCAGGACCACGAAGCGUUGGUUCGCAAGGAGGCCAAGCUGGCCGAGGUAGAAGGGGUGAGGGCGGUGCUGAAGGCGAGUCCUGUGCUUGCAGGAGGGAACGGACAUGUGCAGGUGCAGGGGAGGGAGGAGAGGGAGCUAUUGGAGAGGACGGUGGGGAUGUGGCAGCGUGCGGUGAGAGAUGCCAAGAUGCAAGUGGUGAUUGGUGGGCAGCCUGACAGUGGAGGAGGGGAAGGAAAAGCCAACGGGCUCGCUGCGAUGUUCUCCCCCUCCGCUGCGUCCGAUGUCGAUGCCGGUGACGCUAGCGGGCUAGGUCUGGAAAGCGCCUCCCUCUCCACGCCGACCAAACUCGACCGCACCACCUCCUCACUCAGCCAGCACAGCUCCCUUGCCCCGUCCCUGGCCCCGACCGCACCCAAACUCACCGCACAAGUCACGCUCGUCGCGCGCUCCGACAACGCCACGCGCCGCGGCUGGCUCUCGAUGCCGGUCGAAGCAUUCACCGACUCGUGGGUGCGUCGGUGGUUCGCACUCCGCCGCCCCUUCCUGUUCGUCUACGAGAGCCAGGCGGAGACAGACGCGCUGAUGGUCAUCAACGUCGAUUCGGUACGCGUGGAGCACGACGAAAACAUCGAGAGGAUGCUCGGGCGCGAGUGCGUGUUUGGCGUGUAUACCGCGAGCAACUCGUACUUUCUGCAGGCGGACGGGAGCGCCGAGAUGGAGAUGUGGAUGGCUGCGUUAGACUCGCUCUAUGCGGGUGCGGGGCAGGGGUGA
Sporisorium graminicola is the source of this 5067-nucleotide messenger RNA. RefSeq lists its product as uncharacterized. The transcript has a single exon. The record is from RefSeq and is a predicted model, not a curated record. Gene Ontology annotation, molecular function: microtubule binding; microtubule motor activity; ATP hydrolysis activity. Gene Ontology annotation, cellular component: microtubule; kinesin complex. Gene Ontology annotation, biological process: microtubule-based movement; cytoskeleton-dependent intracellular transport. Lineage: Eukaryota; Fungi; Basidiomycota; Ustilaginomycetes; Ustilaginales; Ustilaginaceae. The coding region runs from base 1 to 5067 and encodes 1688 amino acids.